AUGAAGAAAAACAUUGGUAAAUUGAAGCAGUGGACAAAUGAAAAAUUGGGGUCUUCGCAAAAAACCGAGACCACCGAUGAGUUCCAAGAUUUACAACAAAAGACUGACAUGAGACAUAACGGAUUUGAUAAACUCCAUUUCGCCACAGAUACCUAUAUCAAGACCAUAUCAAAGAAGAAAGAUUCGAUUGAAGAGAAAACCAAAACACUUCCGAUUGAGACGCUCGGUUCUACCAUGCGAGUUUAUGGCGAAGAAAUCGGAACCGAUUCCCCUUACGGUUUGGCAUUGGUUAGGUUUGGAAUAGCCAACGAAAAAGUAGCUAAUGCACAAUUAGAAUAUGUGACUCGAGUUCGAGAAGAAUUUCUUGAAGGACUCGAAUUUACGAUAAACGAUUUACGGCAGUAUCAGUCACUCAAACGAAAACUUGAAUCACGACGACUUGACUAUGAUGCAAAACUAAGCAAAGUACAAAAGUCUAAAAAAGAAAAACCCGAAUUAGAAGAAGAAAUGCGUGCGGCAAAACAAAAAUAUGAGGAAACAAUCGAAGAUAUGAGUGAUAAAAUGACUGCGGUACAUGAAUCUGAGGGCCAGUACGUGCAAGAGCUCACAGCAUUUCUUGAUGCAGAGCUGGAAUUUUUCAAAAAAGGACACGAAAUUCUUUCAGCUGUUCGUAAGGAUUGGAUUGAAAGUGAAUCUAAAUUUGUUGUAAGACGUACUCCUGCGCGUAAAAAUACUCAAGAUUCUGAUCGAUCACGCUCAGAUAUCGAAGAAGAAGAAAAAAAAUCAGACAACGAUAGUAUUCGUUCGUCUAAUUCAACGCGCGAUUUUCGAAAAGGAAAAAAAGUUUCUUCCCCAAGUAGAUCGGCAAGCUCUAAACUUCCUGCACAAUCAAAACCGGAUAGAUCGGAUAACCUUGCUAUUCCAAGUUCAAAAUCGCGCGCUGGAAGAACAUCCACUUCUCCCACUCCAUCAAAAUCAAUAGAUAUACCAAAUAAAAAUUCAGCUUCGAAAAAAUUUGCCAUUUCAUCUUUGAAAAAACAAGUAAGAACUUUAUAUAGUUACCAAGGGGAAGGAGAAGAGGAGCUCUCAAUGGAAGUCGGGGAUAUCAUUACAGUAUUAGAAGAAAUUGAUGAAGGAUGGUGGAUCGGUGAAAUCACUACUGCUGAUGGGACUCUUUAUAAAGGAAUGUUUCCUGCAAAUUAUACAGAACCGGUUUUAGUUGAAUCGCCACCUCGAAAGCCUUCCCCACCGUCGCGUAAUAAUUCAUCUAAAUCUGUACCAACACGUCCACAAUCGCAAAGAUCUUCAAGUGAAAAUACAUCAAGACGUUCUCAAUCAACUCCGCUUUCUGCUAAUAUACCACCUGUUCCAUCACGAAACUCAAAACCACCACCACCAUCACGUAAUUCUUCUUCAAGUCGUCCUCCGCCACCCCGACCUGGAGGAUUCAAAUCUAAUGAGAGCUCUGCGCUGGGAAAUAACUCCCGAAAUUCUUAUAUACCACAAGAUUAUUUUGAGAAAGAUACACCAACAGCAAAUGUUGCUGCUUGUGCAGAGUGUGGCUGCAAUGAUUACUCACCGAAUGUGUUUAAAAAAGGCAGCUGUAACAAUUGUUUCCAUAAACAUUAA
This is a messenger RNA of Ambispora gerdemannii, 1629 nucleotides long. NCBI's taxonomy places the organism in Eukaryota, Fungi, Glomeromycota, Glomeromycetes, Archaeosporales, Ambisporaceae. The record is from the annotation of a GenBank genome assembly.